Necator americanus (New World hookworm) is the source of this 600-nucleotide messenger RNA. RefSeq lists its product as uncharacterized. The record is from RefSeq and is a predicted model, not a curated record. The coding region runs from base 1 to 600 and encodes 199 amino acids. NCBI's taxonomy places the organism in Eukaryota, Metazoa, Nematoda, Chromadorea, Rhabditida, Ancylostomatidae. The transcript has a single exon.
AUGAGCAUGGAAAAUGACUUGAAGGAAGAACUAAAUAGAAGAAUGAGAGAAGCAUGGGCAACAUUCGCACCCGUCAGGAAAGCUACGGACCAAGAUCUUUGUGCCCACCUGUUUGACUCGACAAUUCUUCCAGCGCUCUGUUACGCAGCGGAGACGUGGGCAGAAACCGCUGCCACGUCUAGGAAGCUGGUUACUACCCACAGAGCCCUUGAAAGAUGCCUUCUGAAGUUUAACCGGCGCACACAACACCUAGCCGGUCUUCGCAGCUCCGACUUAAGAGGAAUGUCCCGUCUUCGCGACCCAGUGGAAUAUGUAUCGAAAGCAAAACAUAGAUGGGCCAGUCACAUCAUGAGAAGAAUCGACGAUAGGUGGACUAAAAGAACGCUAGAGUGGAUCUCAAGAGAUGCUAAACGCACUCGAGGGAGACCGCCAACGAGAUGGGGUGAUGUGUUCGCUACACGGAUAGACCAGCUGAGAGCUCCGCUGGAUACGGCUCAAGGACCUCAUCAACGUCACACACGAAACUUGAGAACAUCUUGGAUGACAAUGACGAGGGAACGAAACGAGUGGAAGAGAUGCUGGGGCCCGCACGUCCAGUGA